Messenger RNA from Medicago truncatula (barrel medic), 1076 nucleotides. Its product is annotated as extensin-like. Gene Ontology annotation, molecular function: structural constituent of cell wall. The transcript has a single exon. Gene Ontology annotation, biological process: plant-type cell wall organization. The annotation marks the transcript as partial. NCBI's taxonomy places the organism in Eukaryota, Viridiplantae, Streptophyta, Magnoliopsida, Fabales, Fabaceae. The record is from RefSeq and is a predicted model, not a curated record.
GGUAAAUUGGACAAAGAAAAAACCAUAUACAAAUACGUCUAUUCCUCUCCACCACCACCACCACCACCACCAUCUAAGCCAUACAAAUACGCUUCUCCACCACCACCAGUUUACAAAUACAAGUCCCCACCUCCACCCGUCUACUCACCACCACCACCACCAGUUUACAAGUACAAGUCCCCACCUCCACCACCAGUUUACAAGUACAAGUCCCCACCUCCACCCGUGUACUCACCACCACCACCACCAGUUUACAAGUACAAGUCCCCACGUCCACCCGUUUACUCACCACCUCCACCAGUUUACAACUACAAGUCCCCACCUCCACCCGUCUACUCACCACCUCCCCCGGUUUACACGUACAAGUCACCACCUCCUCCCGUCUAUUCACCACCUCCACCAGUUUACAAGUAUAAGUCUCCUCCUCCUCCUGCUUACUCACCACCUCCACCACAUUAUAUCUACUCUUCACCACCUCCUCCUCCUCCUCCUUACCACCACUAAAUGGUGGUUUACGAUAGUAUCCCACCGUAUACUUCUUCCUAUGUACAACCCACACAAAAUACAUAAUAUUUAAAAUAUUUUUAUAUAAUUCAAUUACAGUGCUUAUAAUAUUAAUCCGAUAAAUAUCUAGUUGGGCAUAGCUUCAAAUAAAAAAAUUUGGUAACACACAUAAAUGAUAAAAUUUACCAGAUAAAAAUUUAGUGACAUCAUAUCCUUUCUUUUUUAAAUUUUAUCAUUGAUGUGUGUGCGUUUAAAUAAAGUGUUGUUGCUUUUGGAAAUAGGUUUAAAUGCGAAACUACAUAUACCUUUUAAAGUUUUAAUUUAAAAAAUUGGAUUGUUAAAAUAUUAUCAUUGGCAAUUUGUAACAAAAAAAAUGAGACCUGAUGCAGAAGGUGAGUCAUGAGGUCAUCCACUAUACAAUAUGAUCACAUUAUGAUCUUAUUAAUUUUGUUUGAUUUAAAAUUUCAAGCGAUUAAUAAUCCUAAUAAACAGUUUUAGCUAGAUUAUAUAAUGUUUAAGGCAAAACCAUUUUCUUAAUGAAAGAUAUUGAUAUAUUUAUGUGUACAUAUACU